ACCAAUCGUGCUGCAGUUUUGUUUGUAGAAGCGUGAGAAGCGGAAGGUGGAAAGACGAGUUUUGUGACGUUUAACUUCUACUAAACAAUACUUUUUUUUUUAACGUGAUGAUGAAGAUAUUUACCAUUAUUUUAAUUAUAUUCUAUGGUACGGAAUGUGCUAAAAAAGACUCCAAAAAAUGGCAAAGGGCCAUUGAUGAGUGGACAAAUGUUGUUCUAACCAUCACAGCAAUGGACAACACAGAUCAUGAAUUCUUCAAUAGCACCCUUGACAACAUACUUCAACCAAGAGUGCCGGGAACCAUAGGAAAUGAACGAGUCAGGAAGUUCAUCACCAAUAUGAUGAAGGAUUUGGAAUGGGAUGUGCAACAUGAUUCUUUUGACAGCAAUACACCUAAUGGAAUUCGUACCUUCACCAAUAUUGUUGCCACACUAAAUCCUAAUUCUUGUAGGAGAUUGGUCCUGGCUUGCCAUUAUGAUUCUAAAGAUAUACCAGGAUUUGUAGGUGCCAUAGAUUCUGCAGUACCAUGUUCCAUCAUUAUAUAUUUGGCAUGGGCGUUGAAUGAUCAGUUGAAGUAUUUUAAUCAGAAUGAUGGAUUAACCAUUCAAUUAAUCUUCUUUGAUGGAGAAGAGGCCUUCAAGAAGUGGAGAGAAAAUGAUAGUCUGUACGGUUCCCGACAUUUGGCAGGAAAAUGGUCCUUACAAACUGACACCAGAGCAUGCCCUGAUCAACAAACAGAAAUUAAGAAGAUUGAUUUAUUUAUUUUAUUGGAUCUAAUUGGCUCAAAACAGAUGGAAUUUUGCAGCAUGUUUUGGAACACACACAAUAUUUAUCUGCAAUUAGUUUCCAUUGAAAAGCAAUUAAACCAACUAAAUGUUUUAGAGAAAGAUGAUCCAAAUGAGUAUACAAAAUAUUUUGGAAAGGAGUGCUUUCUAAGUGUAAUACAAGAUGACCAUUUGCCUUUUCUUCAAAAAGGUGUUCCAGUGUUGCAUCUCAUUCCACCUAAUUUCCCUCUGGUUUGGCACAAGACUUCCGACGACAGAAGUCACCUUCACCACCAAACCAUCAGCAAUUUAAACAAAAUUCUGAAAUUGUUUAUCUUUAAUUACUUACUGAAAAAUGAAGAUGCAUCUUAGUAUUAAGACUUACCAAUUUAAAUGAAUGAAAUAGAAAAAGAAAAUCUUUUAAGAGAUUCUUCUACUAAAAAUAUGAUGAUAAAUGAAUAUAGACCAUAUAAAACUAAGUAAUUAUAAUACUUAUUAUAUUGUUCACAAGCCCUGAAUCUAUAACAUAAAUUUGUGGUUCUUCCAAGCAGAAAUUGGUUUUAUGGCAUUACAUAUAGUACAUUUUGACAAUUUCCAUAUCCACUCUGUACACAUGCAUAAAACCUUAAAUAGGUUUCACGUGGCCGUACUUAUAAAGAAGCUGGCAUAUUAUUCUGAUAUACUGUGAUAUAAAAUUAGAUUAAUUAUCAAUUAGAUUAAUAUGAAAGCUCACUAGUUACGUUGUACAUGCAAAAUGUACUUAUGGUACAUUAAAAUCAAAUGAUUGAGGUCACAAUAGACAGUAUAUAAUUUAAGUAUGGAAUUUAAGUAAACAUAUAAUAAAUAUUAGUGAGAUUUUUCAUGUAACUUUUAAUAAUAAAAAGAAUGAGUACUGAUGCAUUGUUAAGGUAUAUGAUGAUGUUAUUUUAGAAUCUUUGUAAUGAGGUAUUAAACGAGAAUGUUCUACAGUUUCCUCCAAGUAAUAAAAUCUGACAUCAUACUUUUAGUAUUCUAGUUCAAUUUUAUUGCAAGUUAAGCAUAAGAUUCUCAUUACAUAUAUGAAAAUAAUGGGUUUAACACUAUAAUCAUUGUCAAACUUAUAUGUAAGAAUAAAUCCUAUAAUUAUCUUAUGGAGUAUCUAGUUAUGUAGAUCAUUAUAUAGAUAUAUAUAGGAAUAUCUUUAUAUAGAUAUUUACAAUUGUAGAAGGAAGUUAUCAGAUAUUGUGUAAAAGCAUUGCUUUAAUUUUUAAAAAAGCUGGAACUAGAAGAGCAAAGAUUCUAUGUAAAAGUGAAGUAUAUAGAAUUUGUAUUAAUAUGCCACGAGUAUGCAUGAGAACUAUAGAAAGAAAAUUGAGAAAAUUUUACAGUGCAGACUAGACAUUCAAGCGCAAUGGUGCACCCAGAGGAUUCCCUGGUAGAAGGAAAAGAAAUGCUAGUAAAUUUUCCAAAAAUAUUUUUGUAAUUAAGAUUCUUUUUAUUUAUUUUGUUGUGUGUUCUAUUUCAAUAUUACUUAUGAAUUAGCAGUCACAUAAAGUGAAAAUUUUAUUGAUUUUGCAUUAAAAAUUCUUUUAUUCAUUUAACCUGGCUCCCCAAGAUUAAAUCUUGAGUACACCACUGUUCAAGAGGAAGGAUUAACAGCAAACUUGAAGAGUGCUCAGAAUAAAGAUAUAACCUAGAGAAAGCCAGAGAUAAUGUUAAAAUAACUGGAUUUAUGCAAGAAUAUGUAACAAAGUUUUAUAAUUACCACUUUAGAUUUUCUUCCAAUCCUUAUACAAAGUUUAUAAAUCAUUUUUAUAUUCUCUAAUAAUAUCCUUCAGUUAGUAUGUGUAUAAAUUUGUUCAGUAGAGUCUCAGUUUAUGCAGUAUUCAUACUUUUGCAUAUGAUGAAUAGAUGGGUUAAUCCAUAGAUUUACACUUGUGUACAUCUGAUUAAUAAAGCUAUUAAUCCUAUUCUUAAAUUAGCCAACCGGGCUGCUCUUCUGAGCACAGAAGAAAUGAAUGCUAAUCACUAAUGUAAUUACCCUGGUUUGCAUGUACUUAAUACAGUAUAAUUACUAUGAUUGUUAUAUGCAGUUAUGUAGCAAUCAAUCAAUUUAAGCUAAACUUCUGUCUAAUUUGUGAUAUAUCCUUCUGAUGUAUCCAUUCCAUUUUCUUGAUGAACAGAGACUAAGAAUAAACAGAAAAUUACAUGCAUUUUCUUAAAAUCAAAUGUAUUAAUCUGUUCAACUUUGAGUUUCAGAUAAAGCAAAUCGAUUUAUAAAUAUUUACAUUAAAUAAAACUUUAACUGUUGAGUAAUACUUAAUGAUAGAAAACUAAAGUGUGUCUUUACCUUUAGCGUUAGAAUUUCAAGGAUUUAAUGUAAUACUAUAAAAUGUACUAAAACUGUUGGUGUAAUUCUGUAAAAUCUAUAAAUAAACAUUUUUAAAAUAAUAAAAGUCAUUGAAAGCAUAUAGUUUACAUAAAUUUAAAUAAAAUACCAUUUACUCUAUAGAUUACACUAGAUUGUAGAUUGUAUGGGAGAGAAGUCACCCAACACCAAACCCAAAAGGUCCAAUGUGCCAAGAUCAACUGAAAGCCAAGAUGCAAGGAAUAAUAUAUCCGAUACCCUACAGGGACAUAGAGUCAGAGUAAUUU
This is a messenger RNA of Centruroides sculpturatus (bark scorpion), 3398 nucleotides long. Its product is annotated as glutaminyl-peptide cyclotransferase-like. The transcript is spliced from 7 exons. The record is from RefSeq and is a predicted model, not a curated record. The coding region runs from base 108 to 1136 and encodes 342 amino acids. Lineage: Eukaryota; Metazoa; Arthropoda; Arachnida; Scorpiones; Buthidae. Gene Ontology annotation, molecular function: zinc ion binding; glutaminyl-peptide cyclotransferase activity.